Zootoca vivipara (common lizard) is the source of this 3436-nucleotide messenger RNA. RefSeq names its product RUN domain containing 1 (gene RUNDC1). Lineage: Eukaryota; Metazoa; Chordata; Lepidosauria; Squamata; Lacertidae. The record is from RefSeq and is a predicted model, not a curated record.
CGGCGGCGGCGGCCUCUCGCUGCGGGGAUGGAGGCAACGACGGUGGGGCCCGGCGAGCGCUGGGCGCCGGUGGGAGCCGUGGCCGAGACCCAGGCCGGGGAGGAGGAGCCUGCUGCCGCGGAGGGGGAAGAGGACGCUGCGGCGGAGGCCGAGCCGGGGUCUCCGCGGUCGCUGAGGGCGGAGCGGCGGCGCCUCCACUCGGCGCUCUUGGCGCUGGCCUCGCACUUCGCCCAGGUCCAGUUCCGGCUUCGGCAGGUGGCCCGCGCCGGCCCGGCCCAGCAGCAGCGCCUCCUCCGCGAGCUCGAGGAGUUCGCUUUCCGAGGCUGCCCCGGCUUCGGCUUCGCGGCGGCGGACGGGGUCAGCGGCGACGCCAAGAGUGAACACGAGAAGCAGGAACAGCUAGAAGCACGGAAGGAGAAGCAGCGGGAACUCAUCCUGCAACUCAAGGCCCAACUGGAUGACUUGGAAACAUUUGCUUACCAGGAGGGAAGCUAUGAUGCACUUCCACAGUCCAUGGUUAUGGAGAGACAACGGGUGAUUAUUGAGGAGCUGAUCAAGAAGCUGGACAUGAACUUGAGUGAGGACAUUGCCUCACUGUCCCCAGAGGAGUUGCGUCAGCAGGUGGAUGCUGCUGUGGCACAAAUUGUCAAUCCGGCACGUGUGAAGGAGCAACUGGUGGAGCAGCUGAAAACCCAGAUCCGAGACCUCGAGAUGUUUAUCAAUUUCAUUCAAGAAGAAGUCAGCAGCCCAGGUAAUGCAGAGAAGGGGCACUGUGACUGUUCAGGUGGAAAAGCUGGAAGUGGCAACUGCAAACCGAACACCCGGCAGCCGCAUGGAAGACACCGAGUGAAUCCUGAAGAUGCACAGAGGAUGCGAGAGACGGGGUUACAUCUCAUGCGCCGAAUGCUCGCUGUGCUGCAGAUCUUCGCAGUGAGCCAGUUUGGCUGUGCAACUGGACAAAUCCCACACCAUCUAUGGCAGAGGGACCAGUCUGAGAGGGACUAUUCGCCCUUGGUGAAGAAGUUAGAGAUGGCUGUGGCCCAUGUGAGGCAGCUGGCCCAGAAGUACCAGCUAACAGAGCCAGAACAUGUCAUCAGCUGCUCUGGCUUCCAGGAUGCCUCCUUGGGUGGGCGGGAUGAGCUGACGCUGGCUGUGCGUAAGGAGCUGACAAUAGCUGUGCGGGACUUGCUGGCCCACGGUCUCUACACCCCAUCGGCAGGCAUGAGCUUGGUUCUAGCCCCCAUUGCCUGUUUGCUGCCAGUAAUGAGCUCCUCUCCUCAGGCCAUGCACCCAUGGGAGCUCUUUGUGAAGUAUUACAACUCUAAGAACGGCCGUGCCUUUGUGGAAUCGCCGGCACGCAAACUUUCCGAGUCUUUUGCCCUCCCAGUGAUGGGUGGAGUGCCUGCCACCCCGAAGCAGAGCCUGCUGUCGGCCAUCCACACUGUGCUGUCAGAGCAUGACCCAUUCAAGCGUAGUGCAGACUCAGAGCUGAAGGCUCUGGUGUGCCUGGCCCUCAACAAGCAGCGCCUGGUUUCCUGGCUCAACCUAAUCUGCAAGUCAGGGGCCCUGAUCCAAGCCCACUACCAGCCCUGGAGUUACAUGGCCCAGACAGGCUUUGAGGGGGCCCUCAAUCUCCUUAGCCGCCUUAGUAACCUUCGAUUCAGCCUCCCUGUGGACCUGGCAGUGCGGCAGCUGAAGAACAUCAAGGAUGCCUUUUGAGUGGCUGAAAAGUCUGGAGUCCGGCCUCAGCCACUUUGAGGAAACACUUCUGGCACAGUCCGGCAGGCCACUUUUGUGUGUUCACAAGGGGGGAAAUGCUGCUAGUUGGUAAUGGUAUUGUGUUGCUGAAUUGCUACUGGCUGCCUCCAUUGCAUGCACCAGACCACAUGGAGCUCCUGUUAAUUUGCAGGGUCUUUAUUAUGGUACCUUUCUUGGUGCUGUGCAGAAAACGCCAGUGUGCACAGUUCUUAACUAUUAAAGAUAGGCUGUAGUGGAACCAGUCGGUAGGCUUGGCCAGGAGGGCAAGGGAAUUUCUACAGGGCUAAUAGGAAGCUAUUUAUAUCCUGAGUCCCAUGGAGUCAGGGCUAAUCCACAACAGUAUAGACAAUAGUUUGGCUACAUCACAGAAGACUCCUUUCUUUCCCAAGGAGGUGUAUGUGCCAGGCACACCAUUCCAGGCCUAUAGUUUCAUAUUAUCAUAUAUAAAAUGCACUGGCUAUAUUACCAAAUCUGAGCAGGGUCCUUCCCUGUGUUUGAUGGCCUUAAACUAUUUGACCCUUAUGCUGCAAGGGACCAGUCACUUGCAGGGAGUUUUUCUUCCUAUACAGAUUACUGUGUGUUGGUAAUGGAUCCCUCAUGUGUUUUAUUUGUCAGCAAAUGACCACAACAUGCACCCAGUAUUUACAACUGGCUCACUGGCAAGGUAUUGUGAUGGACAGGUGAACUCUUUACAACUUUUCCCUACUAAGUAUUCAGGUGGUAUGAGAGGUGAUUUCAAGGGAAGUCAGGGAAGAGAAGUGAAGAAAGACAAUGCCUUGAUCACAGAGAGAGGGUUUGGUCUGGGAUCUAGCACCUUGGAGAGUGGGUGGAUGUACCUAUUUUUAUCUCUAGUGGAAAAGUUGUUGAGCUUACCUGUUCAAAUAGCAGUUGCCGCAACUCUCACCUUGAAGGAGCAAGCCAUCAGUUAUGUGUUCUUUACUGGCACACAAAGUCACCUCUAUUUGUUUUUGGAUGGCCAACCCUCAGCUUUUCUUUUGGGAAUUAGAACUUCAUGACCUUGAACCUUUGGGUUCCCAUGUCUGAUCUGUGGCAGUAGUAAGGCUAGGUAGAAUCCUCAUGUGCUGUUCUUCAGUGGAGCAGAACAGUGGUGGAAGAUGCAUCUGGAGAUAUUGAGACCAGGAGUAACUCUUCAGCUUGUGGCUCACCCCUUUGGACUUGGGGCACUGUCCUGAUAGUCUUCAAAAAGGCCAGGUGUGCAUGGUUUGUGAACAAUUCCUAGACCCAGAUUUGCAACAUCUGUAACUCUUACCUGGCUUCUUGUAGACAUCCUGCAUUUGUGAGAUCUGAAGAAGAUUAAGGCAAACUGCACUGUCUUCAAAGCCAAAUCUGACAACAUCCUCAGAGUGUGCAAAGGAGGUUCAGUGGCAAACAGCACUCUUUUGUGUUAGGUGAAGUCUAUGUAUUUUUUGCAAGUAAGUUGGCUUGUGACGUGUGUAUGCUAAAUUGUCCUGCUGAAACUCCUCCGUUUAAUGUAGGAGCUCUUCUAUUUUUACUUGUUGAUUUAUGUGUUGAUGCACUUAAAAAAAUCCUGUCCUCGGUUCCCGGGUAUAUCUAUUUAAUGCUGUUUUUGUUUUGACUACAUUUCAGUGCAAAAGAAAGAAUGUAUUUAUGGAGAAUUGUAUCUGUUGUUAAUAAAUUCAGUCUGUCAUUUUUCUUA